This is a messenger RNA of Tachysurus vachellii, 7365 nucleotides long. RefSeq names its product chloride channel protein 2-like. Gene Ontology annotation, cellular component: membrane. Gene Ontology annotation, biological process: chloride transport; transmembrane transport. Gene Ontology annotation, molecular function: voltage-gated chloride channel activity. The transcript has 23 exons. Bases 257 to 2878 code for a protein of 873 amino acids. Lineage: Eukaryota; Metazoa; Chordata; Actinopteri; Siluriformes; Bagridae. The record is from RefSeq and is a predicted model, not a curated record.
CUCGUGGAAGGAAACGGGGCUGUUUGUGGAAUAUAAAAGAUGAACAAACUUCAGCCUGCGUUAUGCAACCGUCGCACUGCGUUGACUGCCGUCGCGUGACGCGCGCGCCGACUUUAUGGCACGGUUUCUCGCAUAAAUCCUCAGUGUCAGUGCGUGCGCGUGCUCAGCGCUGUGUGUUCCUUUGGGCUUCGGUUCUUGUCCCGAGCUCCGGUGUGCGCGCGCGCGGCUCAGUCACCGUGUCCGCGAGCACACAGCCAUGGCAGGAGAAGCCGCGGAUCAGCGCGCGCUGCAGUAUGAACAAACUUUGAUGUAUGGUCGCUACACACAGGACCUGGGUGUGUAUGCGAAAGAAGAAGCAGCGCGUUUGAGGGAGGAGGCAGCGUUCAGACGUCUGGUGACUGAGAGAAGCCGAUCUCUCGAGCUCCUCGAGUACGACAAGAGCCGCUGUGCCAAGUGCAGGAUCUGUACAGUUCACUGUCAGAAGUUCCUGAUCUCACGUGUCGGGGAGGAUUGGAUCUUCCUUAUCCUGCUUGGACUUGUCAUGGCCCUCGUCAGCUUUGUCAUGGACUUUUGCAUCGCCAUCUGCCUACAAGCUCAGAAGUGGAUGUAUGGUGGUUUGGACAGUAACAUGGUCUUGCAGUACUUGGCAUGGAUCACUUACCCUGUAGUCCUCAUCAGUUUCUCUGCCGGAUUCACACACAUCGUAGCACCACAGGCUGCUGGUUCUGGUAUCCCUGAGAUGAAGACCAUUCUGAGAGGUGUGGUGUUAAAGGAGUACCUCACUCUCAAAACCUUUGUAGCCAAAGUCAUUGGCCUAACAUGCGCUUUGGGUAGUGGGAUGCCUCUAGGCAAGGAGGGUCCAUUUGUGCACAUUGCCAGUCUGUGUGCUGCACUUCUUUGCAAGUUUAUGUCACUCUUCGGGGGAAUUUAUGAGAACGAAUCACGGAACAUAGAAAUGUUGGCUGCUGCAUGUGCUGUCGGUGUCGGUUGCUGCUUUGCUGCCCCAAUUGGAGGCGUGCUCUUCAGCAUUGAGGUCACCUCCACGUUCUUUGCUGUGAGAAACUACUGGCGUGGGUUCUUCGCUGCUACCUUCAGUGCCUUCAUCUUCAGAGUACUGGCUGUGUGGAACCGAGACGAAGAGACCAUAACUGCUCUCUUUAAGACUCGAUUCCGCCUCGACUUUCCCUUCGACCUCCAGGAACUGCCGGCGUUUGCCGUUAUUGGGAUAGCAAGCGGCUUUGGCGGCGCUCUGUUCGUUUACCUGAACAGACUCAUCGUCCAGUUCAUUAGGAAGCAGAAGGUGAUCAACAAGUUCCUCAUGAAGAAGCGUCUUCUAUAUCCUGCCCUUGUCACACUGCUGAUCUCCACAUUGACGUUUCCUCCUGGAUUUGGGCAGUUCAUGGCAGGCCAGCUGACCCAAAAGGAGUCUCUAGUGACGUUGCUGGACAACCGCACAUGGGCGAAACAGGGCAUUGCUGAGGAGUUUGAGUACGACGGUCAUGCCGCUGCCUGGAAACAUCCACAGGCCAACGUCUUCAUCACACUCGUCAUCUUCAUCGUGAUGAAGUUUUGGAUGUCUGCUUUGGCCACCACUAUCCCAGUACCUUGUGGAGCUUUCAUGCCCGUCUUUGUAAUCGGUGCUGCUUUCGGCCGGUUAGUAGGUGAGAGCAUGGCUGCUUGGUUUCCUGAAGGUAUUCAUUCAGACGGGGUUGUGUAUUCCAUCGUACCAGGAGGAUAUGCUGUAGUUGGUGCGGCGGCCUUAUCUGGAGCAGUAACACACACCGUGUCGACGGCGGUGAUCGUGUUCGAGUUGACUGGACAGAUCAGUCACAUACUCCCUAUAAUGAUCGCUGUUAUAUUAGCCAACGCCGUGGCUCAGAGCCUCCAGCCGUCAAUUUACGACUCCAUCAUACGCAUCAAAAAACUACCGUACCUUCCAGAGCUCGGCUGGGGACACCACGAGAAAUAUAACAUUCGUGUGGAGGACAUCAUGGUGAGAGACGUGAGGUUCAUCACACUGAACUGCACUUAUAGAGACCUGCAUGAUGUCCUGCUCACCGAGCGACUCAAAACACUUGCACUGGUCGAGUCCUCGGAGUCGAUGAUCUUAUUGGGCUCGAUUGAGCGCGCUCAGUUGCAGGCACUGCUGUCCAAUCAGCUCGGUCGGCCACGGAGACUCGAGUACCUCCGUCAGCGCUCACAGGAUGAGAAGAAACACUGUGACGCACACAUCAGUGAGGAGAAUGUUCACAAGAACAACCAGGAAGUUCGCUUUCAGAUCUCUACGGAGGAAUCCUCGUUCACUCCUCCUCGUUCCGUCUCACCGAAACCGCUGAAGCCUGCACUGAAACGACAACCAGUCGUGGAUAGAGGCUCACAGAUACCAUCAAGUCAGGACUCGGGCAUCGCCUUAAAGAACCUCUUCUGCACCCACCCAGAUACUGAGGGGGCAGAGGACGACGACUUUGAGGAUGACAUGACCAUGAGAGAGAUCGCUGAGUGGGAGGAGCAACAGCUUGACGAGCAGGUGAAUUUCAACAACUGUAAGAUUGACCCCGCCCCCUUCCAGCUGGUGGAGCGCACCUCACUGCACAAGACACACACCAUUUUCUCUUUGUUGGGUUUGGACCACGCUUACGUCACCAGCAUCGGGCGUCUCAUAGGGGUCGUGUCACUCCGAGAGCUGCGUAAGGCCAUCGAGGGUUCGGUGACGGUGAAGGGGGUGAAGGUGCGCCCCCCACUGGCCAGCUUCAGGGACAGCGGCACCAGCAGCAGUGACGCUGAAGUGACUGAGCUCCACAAACUGUGGAGCCGCCACACCAACAUGACGCUGCCGAGGGACCAUCAGCCGUCCGACUCGGACGAGAAAUCUCAGUAAAAAAACAAAACAAAAAAAACAGUGAAAGAAAAGAUGAGGGAGAACGGACGAAAGGAGUUUUGGAUAAUGCUCGUAAUUAAUGUACAAAUUAUUUUGUCUGUGUGUUUUUCUACGAAAGCUGAAGAGCUCCACACUUCUAGGUUUUUCUUUCUGUAAAGUUCUGUAUUCAGGUCGCUGGUGAACGCUUGGCAAAACGGAUUUUAAGCUCAUCUUUCAUGUCCCGCCUCUUCUGCACUGAUUCACUGGUUUCGAAAAAAGGGGCUUUCCAAUGCUAACACUUCCUGAAUGCGAACAAUUUUAGACAAAACUACAUAGUCGCUAUUCUUCUCUCGUUCUUCCUCCUAUCUUUCAUCUUUUGCAUUUUUUACAUAGAGUCUUCCUAUUGUAUGCAUUCUGAUGCUAGAUACAGUUACAAAGUGAUAUUUUGCAAUAUUUACACACUUUUUAAUGAGCGCUUUUAAAUUUCAUGCCUGCAUACGCACCUUUCGUCUUUUCUCUUUGUAAACUAAAAGAGCAACACUCCUGUUGUUGUUUAACUUAUUCUUAAAUGCUAAUUAAUAUCUGUAAUUUAUGGAUUGUUUGUACACUAACCGCUCGUUUGAUUUUUAAUUCUUAUGCAAUUAUCAAAAACAGACAUUUAAUAUUGUUCUCAUUAACUGUGAUGCACUUUGUUAUAAAAAAGUUCUUUUUUUUCCCUCAAAAUUUACCAACACUACAAAAUUUAAAUAUCGAUUAUUAAUUAUCAGAAUUUUCAAUUAACUGAUUUUUUUAAAUUUAUUUAUAAAAUUAUGCUCAUUUGGAAUCGUUUGUAAAAGCUAAAAAUCAAUGUCCAAGCUGAUCUUUUCCAUAUCUGUGUUCAUUUUUUUACUUCAGCUGAAUUUAACAUUCCAGUCUAUUGUCCAUGUCCUGGUCUGAACACUGAGAGAACUUGUAGAACCUUUUGUUGGGUCUGAAGAACCUAAGGUUUCAAUUUCCAGAUUUGUUCCUGAAGGAACCUGUCUGCAUCUCAUCAUCUCAUUAGAGGAGAACCUGGUCUUUCAUAUGUUGGGUCAGAUGUUCUUACUUCCUGCAGAAUAUUCCUCUUAGGUAAGAUUUCCAGAAUCUCAUAUGAUCUUCUUUUGGGUUUGAAGAAUCUGUGGUUCUUUUGAUGUGCUCUUCAAAGAAGUUGUCCAUGUCUCGUCAUCUCAGAUCCGGAGAGUCUUUCAUAUUGGCUCACAUUGUCUUACUUCCUGCUGAUUUUUCCUUGUCCAUGGUUUUCAGUAUCUCAUGCGAUCUUCUUUGGGUCUGUAAUAUAUGAAAGUUGCAACGUUACUCCACAGUUCCUUGACUUGCUUGCCAGUGCAGAGCCCAGACACUCCAUUCCAGUCAGACACUCCAACAUCUUGCUGAAUACUUGCUUGAUUAAAUGUUUGUGGUAUCUUUAGGACCCAAGGUUCCAGUAUUCAAAAGACACUUUUCAAGCACAACCUAGUCGUGCAUAUCCCAUGUUCUGUUUAAUAUUCUCCUGAUGGAUCUGGUGUAAGAUCUCACAUUUAGUCUGUUGAUCAAACAACUUACAUUUUCAAAUGCCCAAUAUAUUCCUUCAGGAACCAACAGAAGACCUGGUCAUUCUCAUUAGGUGGUUCUGAUGUUCAUUUCAUCUGUUAAAAUGUUCAAUGAUUCCAAGUUUUCAAAUUUUUCUCAUAUAGCCAGUCAACUUUUUGGGCUGUUCAACUGCAAUGCAACUUUGGGACACAAAUUUGAGCGGGUUCCUCAAGGAACAGCCAGGGACGAUGAAUUCAAAGUACCUGUGAUUCUCAGAUCCCAAGAUUUUCUUGAAUUUCAGCAUAUCUAUGUUUUGCUUCUUCUCAUGAAGAGCAUGUCAUUCAGGUCACUCACCUCCUGGCUUAGACACCUUCUAGUUCCUGUUAAAAAUUCCUUAUAUUGCAUAUUUGGUGCUCAGAUCUCAAAUUGUUCUUUGAGGAACUCGACCAUAUUUUGGUCGAUCCAAAAGAUCAGAUUCUCAUUUUUCAUGUCUUGGAUUUAGGUCUUCCUGUUGAAGGUCUCAGUGCUUCCAGAUUUUUAAAAUAAUUACAUCACUUUCAUUUACCCUUGGUUCUAAUGUUUAUACAUUCUUGGUAGUCUUAAGUAUCUAGAUAACCACAAAUCAGACAUGGAACAAGACUUUGGUGGUCUUUCAGGAUUUCCUGAUUUAGGUGUCUAUGGUCUAGCAGUGCUUUUCUGUUGGUCAGUAAAGCUCAGGUCUACCAGUUAAUCACAAUCUUAACUUCGGUUCCCUUUUCUGUUCAGAUACCAUGCGGGCCAAGCGCAGGAAAUGUGGGUGGGGUUAAAAAUAGUCCAGAGCACUGAUUAAACAAAGUCUUUAAUCGUUCAUUUAGUGCUUUUUUAUGAUCUCUCUUAGCUGUUAUUUACAUUUUGUUUGCUGUGUAAAAUCUGCCCUCUAUUCACUAUGCAUGCUGCCUACAUAGGGUACAACAUAAUGGUGCUGGAAACCCUAGUUAGUGCACUGCAUUCACAAUAAAAUGCCUUUUGAGAUUAUUCAAGGGAAAACGCUUCGGUUUUUCACAAGUUUGGACUGUCUCCUUCUGCUGAGACGAUAGUAUUCGCAUAUCUAUUUGUCUUUACUAAGCCAGAAUCAAAGAUUUGGUUUAGCAUCAAAUAAAAUUGACCCAUUUUGCGUAACUAGUCUCUAACCCGACUACCUCCACUGAAACUCUUGCUUUCACAGAUUCAGGAAGGUUUUUUUUGGGGGUUUUUUUUCCGAGGGCAGCAUAAAUCCCAUUUUUGAAUCAGGAAUUGAGCCGUGCUGUACCAACUGGUGGAAAAUCCUUAAUAGUUCGGAUGCUUUAAUACAGUUUUUUAGACAAGGUCCAAGUAGAAAUACAUUUUAGGUACUCGUCAAUGCCGAAGGGAGUAACAUAUUUAGUAUUAAUCCUACACUGCUAUAAUCCUGUAUAACACCACCAGCUAUCUUGUAGCAUUAAAAAGAAGCACAUUAGCUAGCUACAUUAGUUAGCUUGGUUCAUUUAGGGUUGCGUUUCAGGUAGUCUGGUCAACAACGUAUGCUCGGAUUAUCACAUAGUAUCACAUCGUAUCAGAUGUUUGUCACGACGCAGUUUUACAACUAUGAGCAAUUGAACAUGAGCGAUAUCCAAUGCAUCUCCAGUCGCUGGGUAUCUAAAGUGUGGACAGGAUGCCAAUCUACAGUAUCUAACUGCAUGCCUUAACAUGAGUUGAGUUGUGUAAUAAAUAAGUCAUUGCAUGUUGGAGGGUUUGUUAAAUCAAAAACGGCAAAUACAGUAUUCGCAAAGAAUUUCAAGUAUUUUUGCCUUGUGCAUUUCUAAUUGUCUUCUAGAUCAAGAAACAGAUAUGGAUGCUCUUCUUUCUUUAUUGUCUUAUUUGUCAUUGUGGAUGUUUUUGUCAUGUUAUCCAGUGCUUAAUAUAUAUUAAUAUUUUUAUGAUUGUACUUUUUUGUUUGUUAAAUCAACGAUUCUGAUUUUAAUUCUUGAUUCUGACAACUGUCCAUUACUCUCCCUCUGACCAAUACGCUCGGGUAUGGUUUGGUGUUGGGCUUUUUUUUUUCCUAAAUGGCGCACCUUAUAGCUAUGAUUUAAAAUGUUUGAUAUUAGGUUUACAGAUUUAAUAUAUUUGUCUUCUAACAUAUCAGUACUGGAAUGAUCGCGUAUUAACGUAAGAUCCGAUCAAAAUUUUUUGUUUGUUUGUUUGCUUGUUUGUCUGUUAAUGACUCCAGUCCCAACAGGGAAACGUGCUAGGUAGCGUUACUCUGAAAUCUUGAGCGAAUGUUAAGCUUUGUAUGACGAAGUGCCUAAAAACAUAUAAUUUUUCAAAAGUGUUGUAAAUAUCUACACACUGAUACCCACAAUGUUGAUUUUAUUUAUUUAUUUUUUUUUUAUUUCUUACACUCCAUUACACACAUUUCAUUUCAACUUGGGUAUCCAUAGCAACCAGUUCUCGUCUUUAUCGUCUUAACAAGACACUGAAAAAAAAAAAUCAUGAUCAGCCUUUUAUUUAUUUCUUCAGUUGCCUUUUGUGUUUUCAUCUCACUUGUUUUUAAUCACAAGUGCAUAUUAGCACAAUAGCAAUCGAUCGAGCAGAGCAAUAGGAAUUCUUCUUUUGGUGUUGUUAAUGUUAUAAUAUUGUUAUCUCAAAACGAAUGACUCUGUGCAAUAACGAAUGUUUCUUUUUGAGAGAGAGAGAGUGUGUGUGUGUGUGUGUGACUGUGAUUAAGCCUCGACAUGGAUGACAGAGGACAUUAUUUUUGUAAAGAACUGAUGCUACGGUACGCACUGAGGCUCUGUUUGUCACAUCAGCUGAUGGAAAAAGCACAGAGUGUUGAGGGAAUUCUUGUUCGGAAAAACCACUGGCACUAAAAAAGUAAAUACACACACACACAAAGAUGUGUCCAUUUCUUCAGACAACAAAAGGAUUGUUUCAUAUCAGGGAUGAAUAAAGAGAAUUUAACAUAA